This is a messenger RNA of Aspergillus versicolor CBS 583.65, 1800 nucleotides long. Its product is annotated as sugar porter family MFS transporter. Gene Ontology annotation, molecular function: carbohydrate:proton symporter activity. The record is from RefSeq and is a predicted model, not a curated record. The transcript has 2 exons. Gene Ontology annotation, biological process: carbohydrate transport; transmembrane transport. Lineage: Eukaryota; Fungi; Ascomycota; Eurotiomycetes; Eurotiales; Aspergillaceae. Gene Ontology annotation, cellular component: membrane. The coding region runs from base 1 to 1800 and encodes 599 amino acids.
AUGUCCGACACGGCUCGUUCAUCUCCUCUCCAGGAGAAGGCAGGCUCUACUUCUUCCAAUUCCCCCAGCCACAAUGAGAACCAAGAUGCUUCCAGCAAGGCUGAGCGCAUCCAACGUGAGCGCAACAGAACCAAAGCAACCACCGGUCUGGCGAGCUACUUCAACUGGAUGGGUAACCUUCCAGAAUGGAGGGUCCGAGGGUCCCAUCUCUCUGGUCGUGCUCUGAACAUCUCAAUCGGGUUCAUUGCGAGCUGCGGUUUUCUGAUGUUUGGGUACGACCAGGGUGUUCUGAGCGCCCUGCUCACCCUGGACGACUUCCAGAAGCAACUUUCCCUGAUGACGCCGCGCGACGACUUCAACCCGCUAUGCUGGAUUGAAACUCCAGAAGGCAGAAUCCCACAUCCGGAAAAUUGCAAGGGGACCGCCAAUACACAGGCUGCCGGCGUGGCCAUAUACCAGAUAGGAUGUUGGCUGGGCUCCCUAGUGAUUCUCGCUUAUGGCGAGAGCUGGGGAAGGAAGUCUUCGACGUUCUGGGGCUCCUUGCUAAUGAUCAUCGGGACUAUUAUGCAGGCGGCAUGCUUUGAGUACGGACUGUUUGUGGCCGGGCGAGUCGUCGGUGGGAUUGGGAAUGGAAUGGUGACAUCAACAAUUCCCACCUGGCAAAGCGAGUGCGCCCGCCCCCAUCAACGCGGUGUCCUGAUCAUGCUCUCCGGUGCCCUGAUCUCUGCAGGCAUCAUGAUUGCAUACUGGGUUGACUACGGCUUCUACUUCCUCACGGGGUCUGUCCGCUGGCGCUUCCCGCUCAUGUUCCAAUCGUUCUUUACCAUCGUUGUCAUGAUCGGACUGCUUUAUCUCCCCGACUCUCCGCGCUGGUUGAUCAUGCAAGGACGACAUACGGAAGCCCGGGAUGUAACCGCUCGCCUUGUUGGGAAGCCGGAGCAUGACAGGGAAGUCGAGCAGGAAAUCCAGAACAUCAACGACGCACUGGCGGCACAGAGCAAGGGAGGUCCAUUCAGGUACAGAGAGCUUCUCACCAAUGGCCCAUCCCAGAACCUCCGGCGCACGGUCUUGGCCAUUGUUGCGCAGUUCUUCCAGCAGCUGUGCGGAAUCAAUUUGAUUACCUACUACGCCACAUUUCUCUUUGAAAAUUCACUAGGUUUCGCCCCUGACAUGUCCCGUCUACUCGCAGCGUGCAAUGGGACGGAGUACUUUCUAGCAUCACUAGUUGCCUUACCUCUAAUUGAGCGCACAGGACGCCGCAAGCUCAUGCUAAUCGGGGCAUUUGGAAUGAUGGCAUCGAUGGCGAUCCUGGCAGGAACAGUCUCCACAGGCCGAACCCUCCCAAACGGAGCGCCAGAGUUGGACACAAAAUAUGGUAUCACGGCAACAGUGUUCCUCUUUGUAUUCAACACGUUCUUCGCCAUCGGCUGGCUGGGCAUGACCUGGCUGUAUCCGGCGGAGAUCACGAACUUGCGCAUCCGGAUUCAAGCAAACGCGCUAUCAACCAGCUCGAACUGGAUAUCCAACUUCCUAAUUGUCAUGAUCACCCCGCCGGCGUUCAAAAACCUGGGGUACAAGACGUAUAUAAUCUUUGCGGUGUUCAACGCGGCGCUGAUGCCGUGCGUGUAUUUUUUCUUCCCCGAGACGAAGGGGCGGACACUGGAAGAGCUGGACGUGGUUUUCGCGUCUGCGAAUGCAGAGGGAAUCUCGCCGGUCAAGCAGAGCCUGACGAUGAAGCGACUGGAGGGACGCGAGUUGGACGCGCAGCUCGCGAAAUACUGGCGGUCACCUGACGAGUAG